This is a messenger RNA of Eleginops maclovinus (Patagonian blennie), 3459 nucleotides long. Its product is annotated as equilibrative nucleoside transporter 1-like. Gene Ontology annotation, molecular function: nucleoside transmembrane transporter activity. NCBI's taxonomy places the organism in Eukaryota, Metazoa, Chordata, Actinopteri, Perciformes, Eleginopidae. The record is from RefSeq and is a predicted model, not a curated record. Gene Ontology annotation, biological process: nucleoside transmembrane transport; uridine transmembrane transport. Gene Ontology annotation, cellular component: plasma membrane.
GGACUGAAGCUGGAAACACAUCAGCCGUGUCCCAAUAAGAGGACCCCUCCUUGAACCCUGACCGGUGCAUCCCCAGGAGGAACCUGUGAGGAUGGGUCUGCUGAUCCUCUCCGUCAGAGACGCUCUUAUCUGCAUCGCCGUUUCAACAGAGACAAAGUCCGCUGAACUCACUGAUACCAGAGGUCAAAGGUCACCUUGCUGCUGACUCUGCAGAAACACGGCGAGGAGGAAGAGCUGCAACAGGAACCACUGGAACCAUAGGAACCACAGGAACCAGCAGAGGAACAAGACAGACAGGAAGAACGAGUCACCAACCGAAGACGGACUGAGACUUGGAGAGGAGGUUAGAAGCAGAAGACCUGAGAGUUCAGCACGGCUGAAGCUGUCUGUGGCUGAACCUCAGCCAGCUCCAGAGUCCUGCAGAGGAGGAGAACGUCUGCAGAACAUCUGCUGAUUUCAGGAGAACCACUGCAUGCAGCUCCUUGAGAGACCUUCUGGAGACGCUGGAGAAACUCAAGAGCAAAAUGGCUGUCAGCUCACCAAAAGACAAGUACCUGGGCGUCUGGCUGAUCUUCUUCAUGCUGGGUCUGGGGACGCUGCUGCCCUGGAACUUCUUCAUGACCGCCACCGUGUACUUUACCAGCCGUCUGAAGGACUCCCCAUUGGAGGACUCCUCAGCCAAUCAGACGGAGGCGUCAGGUGAGCGCAGCGUGUUGGAGGCCAGCUUCAACAACGUGAUGACGCUGUGUGCCAUGCUGCCGCUGCUGCUGUGCACCUGCCUCACCUCGCUGCUGCACACACUGGUGUCUCAGCGCGUCCGGGUGCUCGGCAGUCUACUCAUCAUCAUGUCCGUCUUCAUCGCCACCGCCGUCCUCGUCAGAGUUCCUCUGGAGCCGCCGACCUUCUUCAGCGUUACCAUGGUGAAGAUCGUCAUCAUCAACUCGUUCGGGGCGGUGCUGCAGGGCAGUCUGUUUGGGAUGGCAGGUCUGCUCCCGGCUUCGUACACGACGCCGAUCAUGAGCGGGCAGGGGAUGGCAGGAAGCUUCGCCGCCUUCGCCAUGAUCUGCGCCAUCGCAAGUGGAUCUGAUCUGCACGAUGCAGCGUUUGGAUAUUUCAUCACAGCCUGUGUUGUUAUUUUGCUGUCCAUCCUCUCCUACAUCCUGCUGCCCAAACUGGAGUUCUUCCAGUUUUAUCAAGAGAAGAAUCGGAACCAGAACCCGGAGAACUCUGUGAACCUGAUGAACACAGAGAGUAAUGGAGAGUCAGCUGAUCAGAGCGCCCAGCAGGACGUCUCCAUAAUAAAGAUCUUUAAAAAGAUCUGGCUGCUGGCUCUGUCUGUGUGUUUCACCUUCACCGUCACCAUCGGCACAUUUCCCGCCAUCACGGCCGACACCAAGUCCACCCUCCCCGCUGGAGGCUCCUGGGAGCGGUACUUCAUCCCCGUCAGCUGCUUCCUCCUCUUCAACCUGAGCGACUGGGCCGGACGCAGCCUGACCGCCUUCUGCAUGUGGCCACGGAGCGACAGUCGUGUACUUCCUGUUGCCAUCAUCUGCCGCCUGGUUUUCCCGCCUCUCUUCAUGUUGUGUAACGUUCAGCCCCGCCUGAACCUGCCCGUUUACUUCCACCAUGACGGCUGGUUCAUCUUCUUCAUGAUCCUCUUUGCCUUCAGCAAUGGAUACCUGGCCAGCCUCUGCAUGUGCUUCGGUCCAAAGAAAGUUCUUCCUCAUGAAGCAGAAACCGCCGGAGCCGUCAUGGCCUUCUUCCUGUCUCUGGGGUUAGCUCUGGGGGCCGGGCUGUCCUUCCUCUUCAGAGCACUGGUUUAACUGGAAACUACAUCUGUACUGGUUUAACUGGAAACUACAUCUGUACUGGUUUAACUGGAAACUACAUCUGUACUGGUUUAACUGGAAACUACAUCUGUACUGGUUUAACUGGAAACUACAUCUGUACUGGUUUAACUGGAAAUUAUAUAUGUACCCCCCCCCUUUUCCCCAGUUCGUGUUCAAACGUAUUCUUGUUAGUUAUUCUGGUUUAGGGUUAGCUGUAAACCCAGUUCACCAGAGCCCAGCUGACUGUUAGCUAGAGAACGUUAGCUAGAGAACGUUAGCUAGAGAACGUUAGCUAGAGAACGUUAGCUAGAGAACGUUGGAGAGAGAACGUUAGCUAGAGAACGUUGGAGAGAGAACGUUAGCUAGAGAACGUUAGCUAGAGAACGUUAGCUAGAGAACGUUGGAGAGAGAACGUUAGCUAGAAAACGUUGGAGAGAGAACGUUAGCUAGAGAACGUUAGCUAGAGAACGUUGGAGAGAGAACGUUAGCUAGAGAACGUUGGAGAGAGAACGUUAGCUAGAGAACGUUAGCUAGAGAACGUUAGCUAGAGAACGUUGGAGAGAGAACGUUAGCUAGAGAACGUUGGAGAGAGAACGUUAGCUAGAGAACGUUGGAGAGAGAACGUUAGCUAGAGAACGUUGGAGAGAGAACGUUAGCUAGAGAACGUUGGAGAGAGAACGUUAGCUAGAGAACGUUAGCUAGAGAACGUUAGCUAGAGAACGUUGGAGAGAGAACGUUAGCUAGAGAACGUUGGAGAGAGAACGUUAGCUAGAGAACGUUGGAGAGAGAACGUUAGCUAGAGAACGUUGGAUAGAGAACGUUAGCUAGAGAAUGUUAGCUAGAGAACGUUGGAGAGAGAACGUUAGCUAGAGAACGUUGGAGAGAGAACGUUAGCUAGAGAACGUUAGCUAGAGAACGUUGGAGAGAGAACGUUGGAGAGAGAACGUUAGCUAGAGAACGUUGGAGAGAGAACGUUAGCUAGAGAACGUUGGAGAGAGAACGUUAGCUAACAGGAGUAUUGACAAAUGAUGAGGAAGAACCCAGAGCGGGCAGCUCGAGAUGAACUGGUUUAACUGGAAAGAACUACAUCUCUUCUAAUGGUUUCUAUGUAUUACAUCAGGGAGUGAACUGGGAUCAUUGAACUGGGAUCAUUGAACUGGGAUCAUUGAACUGGGAUCAUUAAACUGGGAUCAUUGAACUGGGAUCAUUGAACUGGGAUCAUUAAACUGGGAUCAUUAAACUGGGAUCAUUGAACUGGGAUCAUUGAACUGGGAUCAUUGAACUGGGAUCAUUGAACUGGGAUCAUUAAACUGGGAUCAUUGAACUGGGAUCAUUAAACUGGGAUCAUUGAACUGGGAUCAUUAAACUGGGAUCAUUAAACUGGGAUCAUUGAACUGGGAUCAUUAAACUGGGAUCAUUAAACUGGGAUCAUUAAACUGGGAUCAUUGAACUGGGAUCAUUAAACUGGGAUCAUUGAACUGGGAUCAUUAAACUGGGAUCAUUGAACUGGGAUCAUUGAACUGGGAACAUUGAACUGGUGUUAUGGAAUACAGAACGGCUGCUAAUGGUCAAACCCAUGAAGAUAUUCCACCUGUUGUCAGCGUGACAUUUCUGAUCAAAUAAAGAACCU